GGAGGGCCUUCUCUCCCUCGCUACACAGGCCGUCUCGUUUCCCUCCUCUCCUCGUUCAACUUGUGAAAUUGCGGAAGAAUCUGAGAUACAUUUUUUCUGGUUUUCUUCAUAAUUAUUGAAGAAAAAGUGAAGAAGAUGGAUGGGUAUUUGCACUACGUUAAGACUUUGCGAUCUCAAAUCAACGACGUUGAGGAUCAAGCUGCCAAAAUCUCAGUUGAAGAGCAAAUGCGCAUCACCGCCAUUCACACACUCGAAACCGACCUUGUCUCAGCAAAAUCCCAGACAGGCCGGCUCAAAGAGGAAACCAAUCAGAUGGUGAAGGAAAAAAACCGGAUAUGCUCACAGAUCUUAGCAAAACAGAAAAGAAUUGCAACAUUGGAAUCCGAUUCAUCUACCCUUACCCAGACAUUGGAGCUUAUUCAACAAGAAAGAGUCAGCUUGUCUGCCAAAGUCAUUGAGAAAAGCACUUAUUAUAAUAAGGUUGCGGAGGCUAUAAAUGGCAAAUUACAAGAACAACAGGAUUGGAUCAAUACUCACAAACUUACCAUAGAAGCUGGAGACUGUAGCUUGAAUUUCAUGCAGGUCAAGGUUAAAAUUGAUGAGCAAACAGGUGAUACUGAAGGGAAUUUUAGCAUUGAGGAUCACCUAAUCAUAGACAGCCAGGGAUAUGAACCAAAUAAGCAACUACUGGCCAAGUUGGAGUCAGCUAAAGCUAAGCUUGAUAAUAUCAUACAAAUGAAACCCAAACUGGUUUUGGAGAAUAGCAAGAUGAAGGAGUCCAUUGAGCAAGAGAAGUGUCAGAUAAAUAAUUUUAAGUCUGAGCUUAGGGCAAUGGAUAUGAAGAACAUGGAAGAAGAAUACAAUGCUCUUUUAUCUGAUAAAGCGGGAGAAGCAGAGUAUUUGCACUCUCUGCAGGGCCAAAUUGAGAAGCUGAAGGGUCUUUCUCACAAGAUAAAAUGUGCCUGUGGAACUGAAUACAAGGUAGGACUGGAGCUAUGUGUAUAACAAACUCCAAAUGCUUGCAUGAUCUCAGACAACUUCAAAGGCUGGGAAAAAUCAAGCACUAGUAGAUUGGAAUCUGCUAAAUCAACUUAGGGAAUAUCAUUGAACAGGUAAAAUUUUUACACAUGCUCAAAAAAAUAAUAUAGAAUUCAGAGACAAUUAAAACAUAUUGUAGAGUGUGUUUGGGAAAACUGAUGAUAGGCUUGAUAAGGUCUUUCUCUGAUGCUAUACAAAUGCUGAUUGAAGUAAUACAUGCAUACAGUUACCUUUC
Molecule: messenger RNA, 1273 nt
Organism: Vitis riparia (riverbank grape)
Lineage: Eukaryota; Viridiplantae; Streptophyta; Magnoliopsida; Vitales; Vitaceae
Exons: 12
Coding region: 136-1005 (289 amino acids)
Source: RefSeq, a predicted model, not a curated record